AUGAGACUCAACGCCGCUGUGACGUGCGGCCUCCUCUCGCUGCCUGCAGUAACUGCAUGGGGAAGCCUGGGACACAUCACCACCGCGUACAUUGCCAGCAACUUCAUCGCGAAUUCCACCGAGGUCUACCUUAAGGAGCUCCUGCAGCGCACCGACGACGACUACCUGGCCUCGAUCGCCAGCUGGGCAGACUCCAUCCGGUACACCAAAUGGGGCCGCUUCACCAGCACCUUCCACUUCAUCGACGCGCACGACCAGCCGCCGCACGCGUGCAACGUCGACCUCGAGCGCGACUGCAAGCAGACCGGCUGCGUAGUGUCCUCGCUGACCAAUUACACGACCCAGGCCUACGACCGCGCGCUGCCCGCCUGGCGCCGCGCCCAGGCCGCCAAGUUCGUCGUCCACUUCGUCGGCGACCUGCACCAGCCGCUGCACAACGAGGACGUGGCCCGCGGCGGCAACGGCAUCUACGUCCGCUGGGCCGGCGCGGAACGCAACCUGCACUUUGUCUGGGACACGGCCAUCCUGGAGCGCUGGCUCGGGGGGUCGGGCCGCGGCAAGAGGGCGUACGUGCUGGGGCGCCGGUGGGCGGAGCAGCUGACGGCGGAGAUUGAGACGGGCCGCUGGGCGGAGGAGAGGGAUAGCUGGGUCAAGGGCAUCGACAUGGCGGACACGAAUGGCACGGCGCUGGCGUGGUCGCGCGAGGCCAACGCCAUUGUCUGCUCGCACGUUCUUCCGCAGGGACCGCAGGCAAUUCAUGACCAGGAGCUGAGCGGGCAGUACUACGAGGACGCCGCACCGAUCCUGGAGAAGCAGGUUGCGCUGGCUGGCUAUAGAAUGGCGGCCCUGCUCGACAAGAUUGCCGACGAGUACAACGCGCAGCGGGAGGAUGCCACAAGUGCCGCCGAACUUGAGCUGUAA
Cordyceps fumosorosea ARSEF 2679 is the source of this 921-nucleotide messenger RNA. Its product is annotated as nuclease PA3. Bases 1 to 921 code for a protein of 306 amino acids. The transcript is spliced from 3 exons. Gene Ontology annotation, molecular function: endonuclease activity; nucleic acid binding. Gene Ontology annotation, biological process: DNA catabolic process. Lineage: Eukaryota; Fungi; Ascomycota; Sordariomycetes; Hypocreales; Cordycipitaceae. The record is from RefSeq and is a predicted model, not a curated record.